Molecule: messenger RNA, 1555 nt
Organism: Yamadazyma tenuis ATCC 10573
Lineage: Eukaryota; Fungi; Ascomycota; Pichiomycetes; Serinales; Debaryomycetaceae
Product: Smc5-Smc6 complex subunit
Source: RefSeq, a predicted model, not a curated record
ACCGAAAACGAGGUGAAGAUGCCAAAGCGAAGAUCAUCUCCAUCGAGUGAUAAUGAUGAUGACUACGAAGAUGCCUAUGAGGACGCCUAUGAAGAUGCGGUUGAAAAUGAAGGCACCAGGCUGCUGCCUCCCGUCGCCCGUAAAAACGUCAAGCUCUCAGUCCAAGACUACGAAGAACUCGAUAUGAACCUGUCGCAGAUCGAGGUUUCUGCAUCACAAUACACCAGCGACAGACUGUUUAGCCAGUCGCAGGCCGGAGACCGGGUGGCGGUGUCAUCGCCCGACGACCUCGCCAAAUCUAUCAUCCGCGUGGCGUUUGCCCGGUCGGCUUCUGAUAAGAUCAUCAGAAAGUCUCAUUUGACAGACGGAUGGAGUGGUACCAAGGAUUUUGCCGGGGCGUUGGAACGUGCCAACUCCCUCUUGGCUACCAGCUUUGGGCUACGUAUCCUGGUGAUAGACGAGGAGCCAGGUGCCAAAAAAACCGCCAAUUUGGCAUAUUCACUUGUCAAUUGUAUGACUAAAAAAGAGAGACAGGUUCUUGAUAAGCUUUGGGUCGAUGUUGACUCGGUGCACAAACACAAUGGCCGGAGUGUCUUUGACGACGAGUACUUUCUCGCCAGGAACACGCGAGACAAGCUUCCGUCUGAUAACGGAGACUUGGCUAAGAUGGGGGUUGUUUCUGUGGUGCUAGCUCUUGUGGUUCUUGAAGAUAAUCAUCUCCAACGAUCCCGACUACUCAAGCUCCUCCGACUGUUUGGAGUUCCCGAUGACCCCAAUGCCUCCAACACCUCAAUUGACCAUAAUGCUGUGACGUUGUUGGCAGAGCUUGAGAAACAGCUGUAUUUGAAGCGGGCCUUCAGAACCAAGUCGAUGGCUGCCAACAGUGCUCUGGCGAGCGACGAGCAUGUGUUCUACAACUUGGGACUGCGGGGGAUGGUGGAGUUUGGCCCGGAGUCGUUCUUCCACUUUGUGGAGGGAGUUUACGGAGAGGAGUUUGACGAGACGAUGCGGUCGAGGACCUUAUCGACGCUCGAAAAGGCGUUCAAACGGACGUUUGAGGAGCUUGGGGAGGAUGUCCAGCAGGAUUCCGGGCCGGAGGUGGAGGCGACCCUGGAAGUAGAGGCUGCAGUUGACGCUCCGUUAUCUUAGGACGGCUCCAGAGCCUGUAAUACCAUGUGCAGCCAAAAUGAGAAACCCAAGGUGAAACAGGCUGGAGUGAAGCCAGGUAUACAGUGUUGUCUACGAUGACGCAGUUUGGCAAAGGCAUUGAUGAUUGGGUCCAAUAAUCAUAUGUUCAAGCUUACAGCUACUCGCAUGCCCAAGCAGUGCUACCAAGCACCAACCAAACAGAUAUUACAACCAAUCGUGGUACCCUAACCUCUGUAAUUAACUUUCUUCACAGUCGCAGACGUUAUCGCACUUAUCAGCACCUGCGCGGAAUCAUCCACUCAGCACCAAGAUACCACAAACACGUCUCAACCCCCUCUGCACCACUCAUCACUCCCAUUCAUCUACCACAAUACACACCUUAAUCACACAUCUUUGCCACCUCCAA